Messenger RNA from Sporisorium graminicola, 894 nucleotides. RefSeq lists its product as uncharacterized. Bases 1 to 894 code for a protein of 297 amino acids. The record is from RefSeq and is a predicted model, not a curated record. The transcript is spliced from 4 exons. NCBI's taxonomy places the organism in Eukaryota, Fungi, Basidiomycota, Ustilaginomycetes, Ustilaginales, Ustilaginaceae.
AUGGCGAGCAAAGCCGCAAUUAAGCGACUCACUAAAGAGGCGCAGCUGAUGGACAAGGAUCCUCCGCCGCUCGUCUAUGCUCGUCCCCGUGAGGACAACAUCCUGGAAUGGCAUUACAUCCUCCGCGGACCUCCCGACACACCGUAUUCGGGAGGCGAGUACCACGGCCAGCUGCUCUUCCCGCCCGAAUUUCCGUUCAAGCCGCCAGGAAUCAAGAUGCAGACGCCGAGCGGUCGGUUUGCGCCCAACACCAAGAUCUGCACCUCGAUGAGUGACUACCAUCCGCAUACGUGGCAGCCGGGCUGGAAUACCUCGACGAUUCUCAUCGGCCUGCUGUCAUUCAUGUGCUCGGACGAGAUGACCACCGGCUCGGUCACGGCUUCGGAUGCGGAUCGUCGCAAGCUGGCCGCGCAGUCGCACGCCUUUAACCUGACGCAGAAGAAGUUCUGUCAGAUCUUUCCCGAGUACGCCGAUGCGCAGAUCAAGGACCUGCCCAACAUGGGCGACAAGAAGCCGGCUGCGUCCACGAGCGCCGAUGGCGGUGCGGGCAGUGCUGGACAAGCUGCCACAAGCAAGACUGAAAAGGUGGGAUCCGAUACGCUUGUUCCGUCUUCGGCAUCGGGUUCUGCUGCAUCUCAGGGCUUGAGAAAUCGGAACGAGGCAUCAACAUCAAAUUCUGCGGCUACCAACACAACUGCAGCACCAGCCGGUACGGGGACAGACGCUUCGAAACGAGUUGACGAUGCAGCAGCAGCAGUAAGACCGCGUAACAACAACAACAAUAACGGGCGUCGAGACGUGUUUGGGGUACGCAGCUCCCUGGUGGUGCUUGCUGUACUAGCAUAUCUCUUCAUCAGUCGUGUCAUGAACGCCACUGCCAACGGCAUCAUCUGA